AUGGUUAAGUGGCUGUUGUUAGUGAUAUUAACUGUGGUAGAGGCAAAAUUGAAUGAUCAGCAUGACGUCUGUCCAGAACAGAUUUUCUUAUCCAACAAGUCUAGUGCACAAAAAUGGAUACCCGAUAAAAUGAAUGCAAUAAUAGAGAAAAAUAAUUCUUCGAAGUCUAACACUAUUUCACAAACGUUGAAAUUUUCUCAUUUGAAAAGUGUCAAUGAUAUAACUGAUGAUUUAUACUAUGCGAUGCCACCGCUAUUCCAGUUGGACGAUUAUGACGCGUGCCUGGGUAGGAAUGGAACUUUUUGCCUGGGUUCCUUUCACUUAUCAGCACCAAAUGACAACCAACUUUACAGACUUCUACAGUGGGUUUCUUCCAAUACGAGAUAUCGGUUCAACCAUACACAGCUGCAUCGAGGAGUGUGCCUGAGUACGAGCUGCCUCAACGUAUCUAACACGCCAAUGUCCCCUAAACAGCAAUUCCAGCAGUGCGUUAAUAACAUCACAAGGUCUCAAUAUGGCUUAGAAGCUUCCAUGCUACGCCUGGAUUACUGCAAGGACGCGCAGACACCCCCGAGCGUACCGCGUGAUGUUGCCGACGAUAUUUUCUUAGCUCUCUUCAUCGCGCUGCUUGCGGCAAAUGUACUCGGAACCAUGUACGAUAUUUUUAGGGAUAAGACAAACAAAGGCAACCAGCUACUACUAUCGUGGUCUCUUAUUAGCAAUUACAAGAACUUCACUCAUAUUUACCCCAACGAAGACACCAUCGUGUCCCGGUUCAACUCCAUACAUGGUAUAAAAUCAUUUAUCCUGCUAUUAAUAAUGAUGGCUCAUUCGGCAGUAGCGAUACAUAUGGCUUACAUUUACAACCCAAAAGCACAAGAAUCUAUGGGGCGGCAACCAGCAUUAAUGAUUCUGAUGAAUGGCAGCCAGGGCGUACAACCAUUCUUCGUGCUCUCCAGUUUUAUCUUCGUCCAUAAUUUCCUACUCUUGGAUGAGCGAUACAAGAAGCGAUCUCCUUUCCUCAUAUUCUUUGUUCUGCUGCUACGACGCAUUGCAAGAAUAUUACCACUAUACAUGUUCAUGGUGGGUUUUACGGCAACGUGGAGCCGUUUCAUAUCGGACGGCACGAUGUGGAUUCCGAUUAUGGAGAAGGAAGCUCAGCUCUGCCGGAUGAAGUGGUGGUCCCACGCGCUCUUCAUACAUAACUUUUACCGCCCUGACGAUCGCUGUCUGAUACAAACGUGGUUCAUUGCAGUAGACAUGCAGCUGUAUGCACUUUCAAUCGUCCUGGCAAUUGCACUGACCCGUUGGACAAAAGUCGUGAUCAAAAUUAUACCAUUAUUUUUUUUGGUCACUAUACUUUGCAACUUCGUCGCGGCCUAUACUUUCAAUUUAAAGGCUAGCUUGUAUUUGUCUCAUCCUGAAUAUUUGAAGAAACUACAUUAUGGCAUGCCGUCUUUUAAAUGGAUGUAUGCCGCACCGUGGGCCAGCCUUCCCGCUUCUCUACUAGGAAUAGCGACGGCUUACCUGUACUACGAAAUGCGCAAUAAUAAAAUCGACUUAUUCAAGUAUAAGUGGUUUAAAAUAGUAUAUCGAGCGUCAGUGCCGGGUUUUUUUGGAUGGAUCUACGCUGGAUAUUUUCUACCUGAUGAGCCCAGUCGUUUAGUAUCUGCGUUUUACGCAGCAUUCGAUAGACCUAUCACAUGUAUUAUCUUUUGUAUAGUACUGUUGGGUUUUAUCUACCGCAUUGAUAAUAUCUAUUGGCGCAUGGCGUCUUGGAGUGGUUGGCAGUUGUUAGGUCGCAUGUCACUUUGCGUUCUUACGGUACACUGGACUUUUAACCUUAUGCAGAUUGCGUUACAAACUAAUGUCAACGAGGUAUCUGUUUUGAGAAAUUUAGGUCACUGGCUCGUGACGGUUUUAAUGACAUAUUUGACGUCUAUACCGCUCCAUUUACUGGUCGAGAUGCCGGUACAAAAAUUUCUACGAGCUUCUCUAGGCAUAUAG
Messenger RNA from Pieris macdunnoughi, 2007 nucleotides. Lineage: Eukaryota; Metazoa; Arthropoda; Insecta; Lepidoptera; Pieridae. The record is from the annotation of a GenBank genome assembly.